AUGCUGCUCUGGAUGGUUCUACUAUUCCUUGUUUCCAAGACUGAAGCUCAAGAGUCGUUGCAGACGCCUGUGCUGAGCCGCAUCCCCUCUCCAGACUCGGAAGACCUGAUCCUGAAGUGUAAGGCAAAGGUGCACCCUGAGAAGCCAGCUUUGCAGCUCUUCUAUUCCUUCUACAAGGACAGCCAUGUCAUUCUGAACAGGAGUCACAGCCCAAUCUUCUCCAUCACAGAAGCCAAGGACGAAGACUCUGGGCUUUACCAGUGUAUGGUGGCCACUAAGGAUGGCAUAAUCCAGAAACGAAGUAACCAUCUGGAGAUCCAGUUACAAAUGCCUGUAUCGCAUCCUGUGCUCAGUCUGGAACAUGAAGCCACCAACCCUGCUGUAGGAGACAUGGUGAAGUUUCUCUGUGAGGCCGAGAGGGGCUCCCUUCCAAUCGUAUACUCCUUCUACCUUGACGGAAAGAUCCUAGGGGAACCGUUGGCUCCCCCUGGCAGAGCUGCCUCCCUUGUCGUCUCAGUGAAGGCGGAGUGGAGUGCUAAGAACUAUUCCUGUGAAGCUAAAAACAACGUCUCCAGUGAGAGGAGUGAACCCAAGAAGUUCCCCUCAGUUGUCACUUCCUCGUUCUCAGGUUCUCACGUCUUGUCUGCCUUGACCAACAGAAACAUGUUAAUUACCUGGCUCCCUGUAAGCCUGCUUGGUGGGAUGGUCAUUGCCGCUGUGUUUCUAAUUUACUUCUUCAGAGCCCAUAAAAAAGAUGGUUAG
Molecule: messenger RNA, 762 nt
Organism: Psammomys obesus (fat sand rat)
Lineage: Eukaryota; Metazoa; Chordata; Mammalia; Rodentia; Muridae
Gene: Fcrl6
Product: Fc receptor like 6
Exons: 5
Coding region: 1-762 (253 amino acids)
Biological process (GO): cell surface receptor signaling pathway
Molecular function (GO): transmembrane signaling receptor activity
Source: RefSeq, a predicted model, not a curated record